UGUGCAAGAAGGAACGACUGUCCUCCUUCUAUAUGGUCUGACUAGGGGAGACUAAUCCUUGCCAAUCACUGAUAAGCUCAUACUAUUGAAGGUUCUAUCUAGUGUACUAGGGAUACAUGAGGUCGGCAUCCCGCCAGCUUUUGCUUGGUACAAGAUUAUGGCUUUGUGCCGGGUCAGCGCCCACAGCUGUUCGCGGCAUGCUGGGUAGCAUGCAUUUCUUCCAUCCCGGACAUAAUGGGCAGAAGACUCUGAAUAGGGCUGUCCUGCACCGCUGUCGGCCAUACUUUCGUCUAACCGAUUCGUGGGGAGGAGCACGCAUCUCAAUGCAUUGCCGCUGCCGGUUGUGUCAAUGCCUUGUUAAUCGCCGUUUGCCACCGCCCCCAGUGGUGUCAAUAUGAUACAAGAAAAGCCUCUGGCGAAAAUCUCGUUCUUCUUGCAGUCAGUCUCAUACCAUGCGAGAGAUGCAUGCUCGGCUGUGAUGAACUGCAAGACUGAGCAUGCGUUUCAGUGCUCUGAGUGGCACGAUCUGUUUAAUCUCAGAUCUU
Molecule: messenger RNA, 545 nt
Organism: Suillus subaureus
Lineage: Eukaryota; Fungi; Basidiomycota; Agaricomycetes; Boletales; Suillaceae
Exons: 4
Coding region: 117-398 (93 amino acids)
Source: RefSeq, a predicted model, not a curated record